Messenger RNA from Planococcus citri (citrus mealybug), 1268 nucleotides. Its product is annotated as protein obstructor-E-like. The coding region runs from base 221 to 892 and encodes 223 amino acids. Lineage: Eukaryota; Metazoa; Arthropoda; Insecta; Hemiptera; Pseudococcidae. The transcript is spliced from 5 exons. The record is from RefSeq and is a predicted model, not a curated record. Gene Ontology annotation, molecular function: chitin binding. Gene Ontology annotation, cellular component: extracellular region.
UGAGGUAGUAAUUACCACUGGCAAUAUUCCCGCAUCGUCGUGAUUUUAUUACCAUCGCGAUGAGAAUAUAUUUACACAGUAGUCAAUAGCGAAUGGACCACUGAAAUGUACUCGCAUACACUGAUUAGUGAAUAAGUUGAUGAUCGUUCGCGUGCAUUUUUAUUUUUUUGCAUCCGUAAUAAUUUAGAAUUAAAAAAAUUUCGUGUAAAUUAAAAACAUCAUGUUACGAGCGUUAAUAUUUGUGUGUUGUUGUUUUGCAUUAAUUACAAACGGUCACUUCCAACUGAGUUGUCCUGAAAAGAACGGCAGAUACGCGACAAGUCAAUGUGACGCCUACAUAGAAUGUGUGAAUGGUGUAGCCGAACGCAAGCUGUGCCCGGAUGGUCUUCUUUUCAACGCUAAUGGGGCAUUAUUUGGCUACCCUUGCGGAUACCCGAUAGAUGUAGAUUGCGAAGGAAGAAGCGCCCUUCAGGAACCUCAAUCGACUGAAAAUUGUCCUCGUCAGUUCGGAUACUUCAGAAUGGGAGAUCAAACCCAUUGCGGACAAUUUGUAAAUUGCGCUAAUGGCGAAGGAUUUAUUUUCAAUUGCCCGGAAGGGUUAGCUUUCGACGAAAGAACUUAUAAAUGCGACUGGCCUGACCAAGUUCCCUCGUGCGAUGCCGAAAGUUAUCUAGGUUUCGCGUGCCCUUUGAACAGCAACAGUAUAUCAGAAAACGAUCUUCAACUGUACCCUCAUCCCUCGGACUGUCAAAGAUAUUUUGUAUGCCAAAAUGGCCGUCCAAGGUUACAAAGUUGCGGCAAAAAGCGAGCAUUUAAUGAUAUUUAUGGAGUAUGCGACGGAAUCGCCAACGUUACCAGAUGCGCCAAUUAUCGAUUCCCUGAUGAUGAGUAACCAUGGAAAAUUUUACAAUAUGAUAUUCAACCUAAGCAUCAUCAUUCAGGAAGAUAUUAAGUAAUCCAAUUUCAGGAACACCCAAGAACAUUUUUACUCAACUUGAAGAAGACAAAAAAUUGUAUCUAUGAAUAUAAAUCCCCCCUCCCUAAAAAAUUGAAAUGCUUGGUGGUUAUAAAAAAAUAAAAUACAGAUCUGAUCCAAUCUUCGUUUCAAAAAAAUAAUAAUAGGCUUACUUGAGUGUUUCUACUUUCUUUAAAAUGGUUAUACGUAAUUCAUGGUUUAUUUUUUGUAUUCGUUUUGUUGUUUUUUUUUUGGUUUUUUACUUUUUUUUAAAACAUAGUGCAAUGAAGGAGAAUAAAAGUUACAUUUUUAU